AUGAACCUAGUCAAACGAGUCGCAUAUUCCAAUGCCGAUUUCAUGGAUACGACAGAACCAAUGGUCGUCGAUUGGGACGGCGCUCACGAAGCGCGACCUGAGCCAAUGCAGGUCGACAACAUCGGCACCUUCGAAUGCGAUGGCUCCAUGGACUGGAGUCCCCAAGAUAAUACGACGAACGACGGUUGCACAGCAGCCAAAGGUAACAUCGACGCGGUGCUUGCCCCAUGUACAGCCAUCAUGAACAUCGUCGGCCUUCCUUCACAUGAAUAUAGUCUAGCGGCAGAUGCAGCAAAGGAAGGAUUUGCGUCGUGCUGGUUUGAGCGGGCGAUGGCAGGCGUGACGCCAGAUGCUGCUGGCCAGACCAUGCUGUCGGGGGACACCUUGAUGGACCUGAUGACAGAGAAUAUGCUUCAGCUGGAUUUUGGAAUGGCGCAGAUGAACGACGACGCACCUGAGCCCAUGGACACCACGGAUCCACGACGCAGUGAGAAAGGGACUCAGGACGGAGCAUGCCACAACCUUUGGAUGGUGCUAGCCCCCUUCAUCUUCGAACACGCAGAUAUUGUUACGUCUUUCAUAUGUUUCGCCUGUAUUGCGCACGGGGUGCACGCAUUGCCGUCCUACUCUAACAAUGCGUCUGGCCCAUCGGGUCCGAUAGUUGAUGUGGGAUAUGCAGCAUUCCUGGGCAACGACUCUAUCCCUGGGUUUCCCGGCAUCGAGUUCUUUGGCGGUAUACGCUACGUGCAGCCGCCGCUCGGUGAGCUGCGGUUCCGUGCCCCACAACUGCUAGACGAGACUGUGGGUCCGCAUAAUGUGACGGAUGCCCGGGAUUGGGGCGACAUAUGCAUGCAAGAGCCCGCACAGGUUGGGUUCGGGUCGGAAGACUGUCUGACCCUCAAUGUGUGGAGAUCAGCCGGGACGCAAGCAGGCGAUAAUGUUCCUGUUGCUCUGUACAUCCAUAGCGCACAGGGCUUCCCGAUGAGCAGCUGGGUGAAUGAAACGGGCGGCGCGAUGGUGGGCGUCAAUAUCCAGUACCGGCUAGGGAUGUUUGGGUUUCUUGCGUCGGCGGCCGUGCAAGAGGACGGGGACAUGAAUGCUGGUCUGCUUGAUCAGCGUGCGGCCUUCGAUUGGGUUAGACGACACAUCUCGAGUUUCGGCGGGGACCCCGGCAGGAUAACUGUCAGUGGACAGAGCGCGGGCUCUGCAGACAUAGUGCAUCAGAUGGUGUCGUAUGGAGGGCAAGGCGAGCCACCGUUCCAGGCUGCAAUUGCACAGAGUAUCGGGAUGGACCCACUUCCCAUCCCUGAAGAAUACGAGCACUGCUUCGCGAAUGUCAGUGCAUCCGUCGGAUGUCUAUCUCCGACCAAUACGUCGCAGUCCAUCAUGAGCUGCCUCCGCGCGGCACCGCUGUCUGCCCUUGUUACGGCAAUUAACAGCAGACCAUCGAGCUGCGGCUUCCUGCCCGUCGUCGAUGGCAUGCUCUUGCCUGCGCUUCCGUCACAGCUGAUUGCGACAGGCAGGUUCCAUCGGAUGCCGUUCAUCGGUGGGCAUGUCACAGACGACGGGUCGAUCUUCGUGGGUGAUCCCGCGAACUUUGUGAACACGACGGACGGGUUCGUUGCGUCCAUCAUGAAGCGGUAUACAUUGCUGUCCAACACCACCAUUGCGCGGAUGAUCGAACUGUAUCCGUUGAGCGACUUUCCGUCGCAAUGGGAGCGGGCGAAGAGGGCGUUUGGAGACACGGUGUUCACGUGCAUCCAAUUGGCGUUGAACAGGGACUGGGUCAUUGCGCAGAAGCUAAUGUCCGAGGGUCGGACGGACGCGUACAACUACCGGUUCAACACUCCAGAUCCGGUGCAGCUUGCGGCGAACCCAUGGGAAGGUGUGAUGCACACGUCGGAGCUGUUCUUCCUGUUCCAGGGUGCGUCCUCUGGCCCGUCGCCGACGACUCCUGUAGCGCUGUUUGCGCCAUUCAACGCGUCGGAGAAAGUGCUGGCGACGGAGACGAUAGGGUACUGGACGAGCUUCUCUCGUGCGUUCAGUCCAAACACAUUCAAGCCGCUUGGAUCGUCGCCGGAGUGGCUCACGGCAGAGAGCGGACGGCUUGUGAUAGAGGAGGGCGGCGUGAAUGGGACAGCUUCGUACAUGGAAGAGAGGUCCCAAGCAUACGAGGAGAGAUGUGCGUUCUGGAUGGAAGUUGGCACAGAGACGAGGAUACGCGAGGAUAUGUCAAGGAAGCGUACACGGCACAGACACUUUGAUGCAGUUGCGUUAACAAUGGAUAGUAGAGACAGCGGACAUAUCCUAUCAUCCACGCCGCCUCGUAUAUCCGAGCGUGGGAGCUAUUCAAGGACGUUCUGCACCUGGAAAGUGAAGCUGAGCACGAGCGUCGAUAAACACGGCGCCGUGGUCCUCGGCCUGGAUAAAGCGCAGAAGAUUGAGCCACGGUUCACUGAGUCAAUGGAGACGCUCGUGAGAAUUGCUCACGAAUGA
Molecule: messenger RNA, 2496 nt
Organism: Postia placenta MAD-698-R-SB12
Lineage: Eukaryota; Fungi; Basidiomycota; Agaricomycetes; Polyporales; Adustoporiaceae
Exons: 17
Coding region: 1-2496 (831 amino acids)
Source: RefSeq, a predicted model, not a curated record